CGGAAAAGAAAUUUCGAAACAAGCGGGUGCUGAGUGAACAUAUUUCCUGAAUGAAAAUUUAUAAUUGGACGGCUCCAACGAAUGGACCUCGCGGCGAUUUCCUUUCAUUCGGGACAGGAGGGGAGAGGCGGCAGCACUUUCGGUUUCAUUUCUGCAAAGGUUUCCGUCGCAACUCGUUGCGCACGGUCUAUGCGGCAGUCGCAGGAAAGGUUCCUCGAUUCCUGGCCGACUACCCUAUCCUUUCACCGCCUUCACCGCCACCUGUACAAGCCAACCGAGACUGGACUUGGACGGGAAUGGGACCAGCGAAAGACCGUAGGCUGAAUUAAAAAGGAAUGGAAUCGACAGAAGGCGGGAGGGAAAGAAGUCAGAGGGGAAGACGGUUCUGAGCGGUGUCGCGAGUGACUGUUUCGAGCUCACGUUUGCGUUCGGUGCGCGGGCACUUAAAUGUGAAACGGGAAGUUCGAGAUUACCACGAACAUCCGCCGAUCAGCGUGGCACGCGUAGUACGAGCCAGAAUAAUAGCGGUGCUACGUUAUCGUCGUCUUUUCGCAAUUCACAACGGAACAGAGAACAAUAUCUUUUCAACGUUUUUGAAGUGAUAGUAUCAACUUUGGAAUCCAAACUACAGCGAAUUGAAAAUUUAGACAAGGCGGUGGAGCAUCUGAUGAGAAGAGUUGAAGCUCUAGAUUCACGUGUAAAUGAUAAUAUCGACAAGACGGAUGCGGUUAUUACGAAACUGAGAACGCUAGAUCUGAAACUCUUCAAUGCAUAUCCGAUUAUGUCAUCGGAAGCCGUUCACGCGGCAAGAGUUACUGAAAAUAAGAGUGGAAGUUAUACCGAAGUUCCGAGGAUACGAGUGAUUCAUCAUGAUCGUAACGAACGCACUCCACCAGAAACAUUAGGCGAAAAAUUAGUAUCUUUGGAUCAGAAGGUUUCCGAUAUCGAUCAUAAACUAAUUAAUCUUAAAAAUCAACUUGACAAUAAUUUCUUACAAAAUGACGAUAUAAAUGCUGAGGCAAGUGAAAAGAAGCCUGUUAGUAUGAGCGUAAUUGAGAUUACUAAAGCUAUGAGUAACGAAGUAAUGAAUCAUAUGACGAUCGAAAUCGAGAAUCUUAGGCAGGCAACAGGUAGUAUGGACCGGAAACUUCAGUUUCAUAUGAAUUUGGUGUCCGACAAUCUCGGAGCAGUUUAUAAUAUGCUUUCCGACGUGCAUGAGGCUAUCGUUGAUAAAAAUUCCGGAAGCGAUCGACAAAUUCUUAACUUGACAACAACCGAAGCUCCGAUAAAGCAGAGUAAAAUCGAUCGUCUCGUUGAACAAAUAUAUCCGAUGCUUACUGUUUCUGAAAAAAUGGAUGAGGUGUGGAAUGUAGUAAUGGGGACUAAAAACUCAGUGGACGAUCUAUUACCAAAGUCCGACGAAUUACUUACUCAAACACAAAGACAGGAAAGAGCAAUUAACGAGAUUCAUGCAGAUUUAAGAUCAAAAACAAAUAAGAUCAUCGAAAAUUUAGAGGGCGUCGAAAGUCGUUUAAGGAAGCAAGAAGAUGAUGUAGCCACUCUUUCACAACGCCCAAUACCAGCCGAAUUAUUACUGGAUCCAACGAUCGAUCGACUUGUCGAAUACGAUCCAAGCAGAUAUAUCAGUGUAACAGAAGAUUUUGCAACGGAGGUACCCACAACAUCUAUGCUGCCCACCGCCACACCGCCUUUGUCAACAACGACGUCAAUGUCAUCAGUCGCUUCGCCUUCAAAUAAUCCUACUAGUUCCACAACUCCUAUGAUGGCGACGUUGUCCAGUACCCCCAGACCUAAUAGUAGAAAUCGCGGAGUCAUCUUCCCGAGUGUGAAGAACAAACCGAGUCUAGCGAAUUCCAGCUUUACAAACGAUAUAUUAGUCAACUACAAAGAUGUUAAGGGUUAUUCUUGCGUGGAUUUAUUAAACGCUGGAAUGAGAGAUAAUGGAGUUUAUUAUCUUCAAAUACGUGGCACGACAUAUUGGUUCCUUAAAGUCUAUUGCGAACAGGAAAUCGCCGAUGGUGGUUGGACAGUUAUUCAAAGAAGAGAUGAUUUUGGAGAACCAAGAGAAAAUUUUAAUAGAGACUGGGCGGAUUAUAAAAAUGGAUUUGGAGAUCCUGCUAAAGAAUUUUGGUUAGGCAAUGAAAACAUAUAUAUGUUGACAAAUAACGAAGAUUAUAUGCUCAGAGUUGAACUUGAAGACUUCGAAGGUAACAAAAGGUAUGCUCAAUAUUCACAUUUCAAGAUUUAUUCAGAAGGAGAAUAUUACAAAUUGGAAAUAGACGGUUAUGAAGGAAAUGCUGGAGAUUCAUUAAAUGAUCCUUGGUACGGAUCAAACAACAGUCCGUUUUCCACAUAUAAUAGAGAUAACGAUAGAUCAUCGUUAAACUGUGCUUCGAUGCUUAAAGGUGGCUGGUGGUGGAAGUCUUGUGGACGUGGUUUGAAUGGCCUUUAUCUGAACGAUCCACAGGAUCUUACCGCACGGCAAGGUAUCGUAUGGUUCCGCUGGAGAGGUUGGGAUUAUACUCUGAAACGUGCAUUAAUGAUGAUUAAACCAAAAGGUCUAACUACAACAAUGACAACAACAGUAGUGUAAACAAUGUAAUUGUGUACAAUCUAAAACAUUAAUUUAGUUGAAAUUUUUUACAAUUGAAUAACAAUACAACACAAUAAAAUUACAAUAAACAAAUAAUGUUGCACAUAGUAUUUGAAACACUGCAAAAAUACACGGAUGCCAUUACUAUGAACUCAAAAUACUUUGUCGCAAUUAUUCUUCACCUGCUUCUUCUGCUAAAUUGAUAAUUAAUUUAGAUGUAUUUAUAACAUAAAUCUUGUUUGUACCUGGCAUAUUAAAGAAGAUUAUAAUAUUUAAUGAAAACAAAUUUUUAAUAUGAUCUUGUGUUUUUACAUAAACGUUCUUAUGUUAGAUUUACAAGUUUUAUUUUGUUUUUCUCUUUAAGGAGAUAAAAUGCUAUAUUAAAUAAAUUCUCUCUUUUCCUCCCUCUUUCUUCUCCAUCUUCAGUUCUUCCAUUCUGUUCUUUCCUCUUAUCACCCAUCACCCUUCGCAUUCUAUCCUUUUUUCAUUCUC
Harpegnathos saltator (Jerdon's jumping ant) is the source of this 3106-nucleotide messenger RNA. Its product is annotated as angiopoietin-4. NCBI's taxonomy places the organism in Eukaryota, Metazoa, Arthropoda, Insecta, Hymenoptera, Formicidae. The record is from RefSeq and is a predicted model, not a curated record. The transcript is spliced from 11 exons. The coding region runs from base 668 to 2614 and encodes 648 amino acids.